UUUAUCACUCAAGCUCCGUAUGAGACUUCAGCAGGCAAACGAAAAUCUGAUGGGGCCUGUCUAUUAAUAAAAUAACAUAGGCCUAUUAAGUGUAUUUACUGCGGCUCCCGUCCCUCAGACAACAUCCAUUUAUGAAAUUCCCGAAUCAGAGCUAUAAACUCCAGUCUAUGGUCAGGGCAUGAUGCAGGAGAUUUGGAGGAGGCAGGAGGAGGACUUGGGUCCAUGCAGCCUCCGGAGAAGGGCGGGGCCACGCGCAGCAGCACCCUGAUCAUUCCGCGCAGCCAUACCACCACCACGCCGACCUCUCCUGUCUCCAGCCCGCGAGAUGGACCUCGGUUCAUCGCCACACUUUCAUCCACACAACGGCUGGCACUGGGAUGAUACAAAGGGGCAAAAGGAUGGAGUCGCGCGGUGAGACACUGUGUAAACGAGGUGCACUCUGAGCGUCAAGCAAGAGCAUCACGCUGCGCUCCGAUGCAGCAGAAAUCGCCAUUGUUUGGAUGCGCAGCAGACUGAAAGAAACAUACAUUGUGCUUUGAGCGUGUUUAACGCAAGGACAUUAUGGCUUCAGUGCUCAUCGUUGCCUUUCAUAUCUACUGGAUUAUUCAGACUAUCCCAGCCUUCUUGGUGACGGUGAAUGAAGAGGGUGUGAUCACGGCAACCCUGGAGCCAUCUGAUCAGCAGGAGAACAUCACGUCUUAUGCGGCUCAGUUCAGUGGAGAGCCACGCAUCAGUGUGGUGCAAUACGUGAACACCAGUGAGCCUCUGCUGUUCAACACCUCUCUCCACGGGGUCUGCUACACUGUGGGACUCCUCACUAGAAGAGGGCAGUACUGGUCUAAACCUAUCAAGACCAUAUCUGUGCUCACAAAGCCUCUUCCUUUGCGGAGUGUACGACUAUCUGAUUAUAAGGAGUCCCCAGAGACAGGUGUGGUGUUUCAGAUUGAGCCUCCUCCCGGCAAUGUUUUUAGCCGCGUCAACAUCAGCUACACAGAAGGACAGGAGAGACGCUUUAUGCUCUACAAAGAUUUCUAUAGAGGAAAGACUGUAUUCAGACAUUGGUUACCAGGAGUGUGUUACCGUAAUAUCACCUUUCAGCUGAUCUCCGAGGCAACCGUGUACCAAAAUACCCUGGUUGCACACAGUGACAUCACUCACACCACACUACAUCACAGGACAGUACCGUUUCCUCCUUUGAACAUAUCUCGUAAAAUAGUCCACCUGAGCCAGGGAGCUCUGCCAAGCCUGACCCCAAAAACUGCCCUGUCUGAUGGGAGCCAGCAGAUCCACAGGCGCCACAGACGAGAGGUCCCAGAGGCUGAGGACCUUCACCACAAUGAGAAUAGUUUAAAUGAACUCUUAACUGUCACCUCUGUUCCCUUCAGUUUGACUCUCAACUUCACAGAGAGUAACAAUAUCAGCACAACUGGAAUAACUGAGGCACCUCCGACUGAAGACCCUGCAUCACUGGACAAAGAGGAGGAGUUUGUCAAUGCACUUGUUCCAGAUUAUGAGGACUCCAAUGAACCAGGCUCAGCUUUGGGUCUACCCCUAGAGCCCUCUGUCAUGUCCACCAAACUGCCGAUCUUACCCAUUCUGCUGGAGUUACGCUGGCUGCCCCCCCGACCUCCCACAGCGUAUGACGGCUUUAACAUCUACAUUUAUAGAGAUGGAAACUCCACAGAAACUGCCACGGUGGAUGAAAACACUCAUGAGUUCUUCACUGAGCUGACGGAGCCUGGGACGUACCAUGUGCAGGUGACGACACUAAGCUCCUAUGGUGAAUGUGAGGCCAGAGAGAGCACCACCGACACGGGCUUCACCUUCUACCUCAGUCCCAGUGGAGAGCUGCUGGAGGAGCUGCGAGAGCGCCCCCAGAUGGUCAGUGUGCGACUCCUGGACUCGAGCACAGCCGCAGUGUCCUGGGCACCCUCCUCUGAGAACCACAAUGGGAGCAUGGUGUCUGUGAUGUCCACCACUUGUCUGAAGCCCAGCCUAAGCCAGCGCAUGGAGAACACCUACUGCAGUGAGGAGAACACGACAAGUGACAUCAUCACUAACCUAAUGCCCGGGGCUCAGUACAGGGUGGUGGUAUACCACACCAACGGGCCGCUCAUCAGCCCUCCGUCUGAACCUGUCAUCAUUGCUAUAGAGCCCACGGGAGUACGUGAGUUGGCUGUUUAUCCACUCAGUCCCACUGCAGUGAUCCUGAGUUGGCAGCGCCCAUACAAUGUCGCCUUUCGGAAAUAUGUACUGCAGACUUUCUUCUUCAACCCAGUCACCCUGACCUCGGAGUGGACCACUUACUAUGAGAUUGCGGCCACUGCUUCUGUCAUUGCUUCUGUGAGAGUGACUGAUCUCCUGCCCGCUUGGUAUUAUAAUUUUCGUGUUUCUAUGGUAACGUGGGGUGACUUGCCGCUUAACUGCUGUGAUAGUUCAGCUGUGAGCUUUGUUACAGCUCCUGAAGCCCCUCACAUCUCUUCAGUGGAUUACUCUCAUGGGGUUUUGUACAUUCGCUGGACAUACGGGGAGCUCUUCAUUGACCUGUCCCACUCCAGGAUGCUGCAUUGGCAGAUUGUGGCUGUUGGGAAGAAAGGUCCAGAGAGAAGCUACUCUAUUGAUGUGACUCGUAAUGUCAUGCGGGCCAGUCUGCCUCUGCCUCCUGGAGACAUCUAUAACUUGACGGUGACGGCAUGCACCGAGCGCAGCAGGAACACCUCUAUGCCCAACAUCAUCAAACUGGAGCCGGCUCCUCCAAAGUCUUUGUACGCUGUGAAUGCCACUCACUUUUCUGUGACUUUGUUGUGGACUGAGGACGGAGUUGUGGACUACUACCAAAUCUACUGCAAACCUAACAAAGCGAGCAAGGAUUUCAAGACCCGUGAGCCUCAAACUGUGAACUCUCACAUGGCAACAGUCUCUGGGUUAAUGCCGUCCUCCACAUACAACUGCACAGUCACCAGCUUCAGCUACAGCACUCCCAGCAAACCUGCCUACAUUACCAUCAAGACCAUUGCCAAAGAAAUGAACCCCAGUGUGGCAGCUAUUUCAGCUCUGGCUGUCCUCAGCAUUCUUCUCAUCAGCCUGCUCGUGCUCUUCCUCCUUGUGCUGCGCAAAAAACAUCUGCACAUGACAAGGGACUGUGGAGCCGAAACCUUUGUCAAUUUCCCCUCAUUCGAAAGAGAUGGAAAACUCCCCUAUAACUGGCGAAGAAGCCUCUUUGCCUUCCUUACCCUUCUGCCAUCCUGCCUUUGGACUGACUAUCUUUUGGCUUUUUAUAUUAAUCCUUGGAGCAAGACAGCUCUAAAGAAACGGAAGUUAACAAGCCCUGUGCAGCUGGAUGACUUUGAUGCCUAUUUCAAAGACAUGUGUAAAGACUCUGCCUACAAGUUCUCUUUGCAGUUUGAGGAACUCAAAAGUGUUGGAUUGGACCUUACCCAUGAUGCCGCUGAUUUGCCUGUUAACAGGCCAAAGAACCGCUACACCAACAUCCUCCCCUAUGAUUUUAGUCGAGUGAAGCUGAUCUCCAUGCACAACGAUGAAGGUUCAGACUACAUAAAUGCCAAUUACAUCCCUGGUUACAAACAUGGGAAGGAAUACAUUGCCACACAGGGUCCAUUACCGGAGACCAGAAAUGAUUUUUGGAAGAUGGUCCUGCAGCAGAAAUCUCCAAUCAUAGUCAUGCUCACACAGUGCAAUGAGAGGCGUAGGGUUAAAUGUGACCACUACUGGCCUUUCACAGAUGAACCAGUCAUGUAUGGAGAAAUCAGUGUGGAGAUGCUCUCUGAAACUGAGUCGCCUGAGUGGACCAUCAGGAAGUUCAGACUGGGAUAUGCAGAUGAGAGUCUUGACGUGCUUCAUCUGAAUUACACGUCGUGGCCAGAUCACGGCGUCCCAACAGUUAAUGCUAUUGAGAGCAUCCUGCAGUUUGUCCACAUUGUCCGUCAGCAGGCCAACAGGACCAAAGACCCCAUUGUUGUCCAUUGCAGUGCUGGAGUCGGAAGGACUGGAACAUUUAUCGCACUGGACCGCCUGAUGCAGCAUAUCCGCGAGCACGAGUUUGUGGACAUCCUGGGGAUGGUCUCUGACAUGAGAUCACACCGCUUGUCCAUGGUGCAGACUGAAGAGCAGUAUGUGUUCAUCCAUCAGUGCGUUUUGCUAAUGUGGCAGAAAAAGAAACAGUCCAUCACUUCUGACGUUAUCUAUGAGAACGCAAGCAAGACAUAAUGAUGGCCUCUCACACAUGUUGCCCAACUUCCUGUGCUUCAGGCAUCCAUUCUGUGCAGAAGAAGAAUUGCUUCAUAAAAAACAAAACAGCAGAAAAUUCCAGAAAUGUAUUUAAAAUCUGUUUUAUGUUGAAUUGAUGUUACCGCAUGGAUAUGGAGCUUUGCCUUAUGAAGCCUUCACUGAUCGCCCAACAUGUUGAACACCAGCCCCUCUCAACUGUGGCACAGCUCUGGGUGUCUCCUCCGUCUGUACUCGUUCAGAAAACUUGAAGUGACAAACAUUUGGAGAAGAGUCAGCUUUCUGCUUUUCUUGGGGGUUUUUUUGUUUUUUUUGUUGUUUGUUUUUUAUCUCAGGAGACGUUGGAAAACCAGCUAGCACACUGGCCCGUCAAGCAUCAACUCUACCCUCUUUUUUGACUUCUGCUUAUCUGGUACAGACACCAUGCAGCAUUCCCAACACGGUGGCCAAUAUGCUACACUGCCACCCUAUAAGGGACUUAAAUGCCAACUAUAGUGUUCAGAACUUGCUAUUGAACUGCCACAACUGCUGCAAUGGUAAAAUCCAGCAAACAAGUGUUCAGUGAAGAACCACACUGUCCAGAGCACAAUAAUUGUGGCACCUUUUAGUUUAACACAAAGCAAGAUUUGGUUGACAACGACAGAUGUUUGGUUUGUCAAAAUGCUGCUUUUUCAUUUUUUCAUUCUACUUCAAAGUCUGAAUGUUUGCUUGGUCUGCACAAGGAAGCUGAGACAAUAGACUGAAACUGAGCAUGUGCUGUUAUAGGCCAGUGUAGACCAUAGAUACUUUAAGGUAGUUUCACUGAGCAGAAGAGACUGUCUGAUUUUCAGACUGAAGAAGGGAAAAGUUUGUGCUGCUGUUAUGACUGUCAAAUGCUGCACAAACAUUUGUUUGGAAAAGAAAGAAUACUUCAAUUUCAAAAGAGAAAUUGAUAAAUCUACCACUGAAGGACUGAACAUAGACUGAGGUGUAUCAAAAAAGGCUGGGCAAUUCCCCUAUUAACAGUAAAUAUUCAGGACUCUCAAAUAUUCUCUGCUUUUGUUACAGAACCACAGUUAGUCAAAGGUUGUAAUGGGCUUACUAUUGCACUUUACAUCACAUCAAACGAAUGUAAACAAAUAUGGAAAUUAAAUAACAUUCAUCAAUUGGAUAUUCAUUAAACAUGAUAAUUGGUACAACCUGCAAAACGGUUAGAAAAAACAUAGUAGUGCCUCAAAGUAAUUCAAGUAAAUAAAUAGGAUGUAAAUUUGAUGUUUAAAUAUUGAUUUUAUUUCGAGAAAGCUUAUAUGAUGUGCCUCUAAUAUUUAUGAAAGAAAAAAGUCAAGUGGCUAAAAUACAUUUGAGGUUGUGUAAGAAAAGCAGUGGAUUUUGAAAGAAAUGCUGUAACCCUUUGUGUAUUGAUGGCGCCACCUGUGGAUAAAUAGCAGUACUGCAUCUGAUUGGCAUGGGUCUGGCUUAUAUCCGUCUUGAACUCCACUGCAAAGUCAGUGGCUCAUGGACAAUUUCUUGUAUUCUUUUUUAUCACUACUCCAGGUUUCAUGUGCAACAAUCGAAUGUCAGUGAGCAGACAGUAGUUGACCUGAUUAAAGGUUACAGGAUGUAGCAUUACAGAGUGUCCUCCAUAAACAAGCUGAUUUUUAUUACUGCUUUUAGCUUUUUUAAAUGUGCCAAUGCAAUGCCCUUAUUUUUACCAGAGUCAUGUCAAAACCCAACUCAGACCCAUAUAUGGUGUAUACUUGAAUUUUGUUUGGAAUUAUAUUUUAACAUUUAUUUUCUGAUUAGAUAUCUGAUUAGAUUAUAUCUGGUUCAAUUUGUGGGGCCAAAAUGUAUCAAAAUGUAAAACUUUUUUUUUUCUUUUUACCAUUCCAGUAUUUUAUCAUCCAGCAAGGUUAAUUUGCGUCUUAAAAGCUGUUGUUUGUCAGUGUUCACAUGAUGUGGCCUUUGUUCCCUUUGGUUGAAUCACCUUUCACUUUGAAAUAUCACAUGUACUGUACAUAUACUGCUAUUCUACUACUAUUCAGUUUCUACUGAUCAUUGCGUAUCAUCCUUCAGUAAUUCUUGUGGAAUGACUUGCUUUUAGAUAUUUUUAUUUGUUGUGUAUGUGAAUCAUUACCUGAGCCAAGCUUUUGGUUAUUUUGACUCUGGUGUUACUGGACUUAUCUGUAGAUGAAGAAAUGCACUUUGUUACAACUGUUGACGAAACACAAGCUGACAAAAAUUGACAGAUCUAAAAUAUUAGCACUGCACAUUCGUUACAUUACUUUGUCUUGCUUCAUGUGUGUCAGUCAAACAUGUCCGUCUUAUUGGUGCCAUUCUUGUGCAUUUUUGUGUCACUUAAAACUCGACGGAUGAUCUGGACUUAUUGUCGCAAAGUUUAGAUGUGCGUGUGUGUGUGUGUGUUUAACUAAAUAAAAUGUUGCAAUUACUUUGAA
Molecule: messenger RNA, 6677 nt
Organism: Boleophthalmus pectinirostris (great blue-spotted mudskipper)
Lineage: Eukaryota; Metazoa; Chordata; Actinopteri; Gobiiformes; Gobiidae
Gene: ptpro
Product: protein tyrosine phosphatase receptor type O
Exons: 27
Coding region: 562-4227 (1221 amino acids)
Biological process (GO): podocyte differentiation; axon guidance; regulation of glomerular filtration
Cellular component (GO): plasma membrane; glutamatergic synapse; GABA-ergic synapse
Molecular function (GO): protein tyrosine phosphatase activity; Wnt-protein binding; cadherin binding
Source: RefSeq, a predicted model, not a curated record